AUGCGUGUCGAAGUCCAGAGCAGUAGGCAAGCUCCCAAGUAUAGUGAUCCAGAGUUAUUUACGAUUGAAAUUCACCAUGAGGGUCCACAACAUUGGGUUAUGUGGCAAUUCGAGGAGACUAGGAUAUGCUUGAGUUUGUGCAUGAGAUAUCUGCAUCAAGGGUUCACGAAUUUGCUUCAACCACAACUGAUACAUAUAGAUGUACAAGAUCAUGCGAACAUUGCUGAUCAUGCCGAUGAUGAAGCUAAAGAGGAAGAUGAAAAGCAGCAAGAAGAUGAGGAGCUACAGGUAGAUGAGGAAGAAGAUGUAAAUGUUGAUGGAGAGGAUGAUAACGAAGAGCGCCUGCAGUUCAUAGAUAGUGACGACAAGCAAACAGAUGAAGAACAAGACAAACAAAAGAGAGCAGAAGAUGACAAGUGGUUUGAUAGGCAUCUAGUGAAUGAAGCUGUUUAA
Prunus armeniaca (apricot) is the source of this 453-nucleotide messenger RNA. The record is from the annotation of a GenBank genome assembly. NCBI's taxonomy places the organism in Eukaryota, Viridiplantae, Streptophyta, Magnoliopsida, Rosales, Rosaceae.